GAACAAACGUCAUUCACGAGUUGCAUCCAGCACUUUGCCUUCGAAUGAAUUUCUGUUGUACCCCAGUCUUGACAUCCUGCGCACAGGCGCUCUAGGCUUCAUACCCCUAUUUUGCUAGCUUCGUGCUAACUUCAAGUUCUUCCCCGUGUGCCUACUCGGCCGUCUUCAUACCUCUCCGGAAUGUCAUCAGAUAAAGGAAAACGUGAAAUGCCAAACUCUGGCUCAGAGAACAGAAUGGCAGAUGGCCAAGCCCAGCGAGGAAAACCCAGAUUGAAAGCCCGAACAAGAAGCGGCUGUAUUACUUGCAGGAUUCGUCGGGUGAAGUGCGACGAGGCACGACCCAGCUGCAAUAGGUGUGCACAGUCCAAGCGCCAGUGUGAUGGAUAUCUCACCUUGGCCUCUCAACAAGGAAGCUCGUCAGACGAUGCGAAGGCGAGCACAACGUCAAAGUAUCCCGGGAAUACAGUCUCCCGUCGGGCGCUCGCCGUCGCUCUGCGGCAGCUGAAUGUGGUUGGGCCAGCGUCACGCGUCCUCGCAGCCGGUGCUAUGGUACCAGGAGAUGCCGUGUCCUGCUUCGACUUCUUCCGCUUCCGUGUGAGGGCCACCACCCCGACAGCGGAUCGCGACGCUUUGGGUGACACCCCCGGAUUUUGGGACCGUACCCUUCUGCAGACUGCUCAUGUAGAGCCUGCAGUGUGGCACGCGGUAGCAGCUCUGGGUGCGCUGCAGCGGAAGUGGGAGUUUGUGUCUCGACUUUCUCAUGUCCCCCUGUCCAAUUCUGAAUCCCGAUGCAACGGCAACGGCAAUUCCAGCAACAGAGACGCAAUAUAUUCCCAGGUGGCCCAAGACACAACAGAAGAACUGGAACACAGCUCCGUGCAACUGGCUGGUCAGGCUAGCACAAACUAUGUCGAAGCUUUGAAGCUGGCCAGGACUACAGCCGACGUCAAGACAAUACUGGUCUUGAGUAUUGCCUUGGCCGCAGCUUCCAACCUCACAGGCAAGUGGUCCGACAGUAAAGUCCACAUUGGCGCAGCUAUCAAGCUCAUCGGUCAACUGGCCGAUGAGGCCAAGGGAACACCCAUAUCGGAAAUGGACAUCAACGACGCGGCUGAUAGUCUGGCGAGGCUGGAUAUGCAGUGGCUCACAUUUCAGGACGCCCAGGCUCCUUAUCCAUACAGGGAGAGUCAGCUGAUGGCACACGCCCUGAGGAGGGCCCCGGAGAUCAAGAGCCUUACACACGCCCAAGACCUGCUGAUGGGUAUCCUGAGAAAGCUUUGGGUGGGAGCGGGCCUAGAAAACAUCGAGAAACAAGGCUUAGAAGAUAUCAAGCAUGGAGACGCCGACAUCCUAACAGAACUAGCACAGUGGGAGCACAAAACACUCCGGUUUCUGAGUCAUUCACUGCCGCUCGCAAGGCCGGCAAGCUCAGGUCUACUGUUCCUGAAGAUCUGCCACGCAACAGCCCGUCUUGUCAUCUUCGCUGGAAUCACGCAUUCUGAUUACAACGAAAUGUCUUGGGACGGCUACCUCGCUCAUUUCGAACGCAUAGUAGCACUAAGUGCGCUGUUCAUCCAAGCUGAAGUCAACAAAAACCCACUGCUUCCCUCAGAAGUGUCCCUGGAUGGCCCAGGGAUCAUCAUGUCAUUAUGGUUAGUUGCUUUCCGCUGCCGCCAUCCCAUGGUGCGACGACGUGCCGUCGGGCUCCUUCGGGUCUCGAGAAGGCAGGAGGGCAUGUGGAUGAGUACGAGCGCGGCAGUGGUGGCUCAAAAGCUCGUCGAGAUCGAGGAGGGUGGCUGCCCAGGGUGGCGAGGGACAAUGGGAUCUUCAGGCUCGGCGUUGGUGCCUGCAUUCUGCACGCUGGAACCAAUCACAGCCUUUGAGCAAGAUUUGACAAAGCAGUUCGAGGCUGAGGACCUGGAUCCUCAUUUGUGGCUAUCGGGUGAGGGGCUUUGGGUCGCCAGGACGGAGUGGGAUUUGCCUGGAGAGCAACUGAUUCCUUUGGAGAGGCGUAUCACAGAAGUAUCUACUUUUGCCGAACCAUACGACCCGAGGAGAGGGAAAUCCAAGGCCGACAUCACUUUGUUCUUUGCAGGCUUGGGCUCGAAAGGAGACACGAGGAGAGAAAUCGUUUCGGUUAACUUUUGAUGCAUUUGAUGAUAACUCACAUACUUCAUCCCAUCAUUCUAUGAGGACCCAC
Molecule: messenger RNA, 2200 nt
Organism: Diaporthe batatas
Lineage: Eukaryota; Fungi; Ascomycota; Sordariomycetes; Diaporthales; Diaporthaceae
Exons: 3
Coding region: 181-2148 (655 amino acids)
Biological process (GO): regulation of DNA-templated transcription
Molecular function (GO): zinc ion binding; DNA-binding transcription factor activity, RNA polymerase II-specific
Source: RefSeq, a predicted model, not a curated record